UCGUUGCCAGCAGUUGUCCCCCCGCCCUCCGCAGCAGCAGCAGCAGCAGCAGCAGCAGCAGCAGCAGCAGCAGCAGGGGGGGGGGAGGUGUGGGGCCCCACAAGUGUCUCCUCCGCGGUCCAGUGGUGUCGAUCCCACUUGGCUCGAUCCCUGUUUUAUUCGGAGUUGUGUAGAGACACCCGAAUGGCCCGGCUUUACCAGAGGGCCCUUCAGGGAGACACUUCGCUUCUCCGCAGAUUCACCACUUACCCCGGAGUGAAGGCGCGGCGCUCAGUGUCUCCUUUUGGGAUCGGAAAUCUCACCAUCGAACACGAUCCCAACUCCCCCUCGCAUGCAGCCCUUUUUCUCUUCGGGACUCUUUGCAGGGGCCCCCUCGCUGCUGCUUGCCUCCGCCUCGAGGAGACUUUUGGGGCUUUCCCUGGACAAAAGGAAGCAGAAGAAUUCACUUUGGAACAAAUUGACCAACUUAUGCAGCAGGCCACAUCUCUGGGGGCCCCCUCGGAGGGGCCCCUCGAGGAGGGGGCCCCCAUAGGGGCCCCAGAGGGGCCCCUAGAGGAGGGGGCCCCCAUGGGAGCCCCCGAGGGGGCCCCCGAGGGGCCCCUUGAGGAGGGAGGCCCCCUGGGGGCCCCUGAGGGGCCCCUCGAGGAGACAGCGCCCUGA
Eimeria tenella is the source of this 660-nucleotide messenger RNA. RefSeq lists its product as uncharacterized. The transcript is spliced from 3 exons. The annotation marks the transcript as partial. The record is from RefSeq and is a predicted model, not a curated record. Lineage: Eukaryota; Apicomplexa; Conoidasida; Eucoccidiorida; Eimeriidae.